This is a messenger RNA of Aspergillus caelatus, 2987 nucleotides long. RefSeq names its product RNA-processing protein PTA1. Gene Ontology annotation, cellular component: mRNA cleavage and polyadenylation specificity factor complex. Bases 264 to 2501 code for a protein of 745 amino acids. The transcript has 8 exons. The record is from RefSeq and is a predicted model, not a curated record. NCBI's taxonomy places the organism in Eukaryota, Fungi, Ascomycota, Eurotiomycetes, Eurotiales, Aspergillaceae.
ACAAUCGUUAUCUACUGCACUAUUCUUUCCUGUCGCUCCUCAUCCCGGAACCGACCUUUCGACUCCGGCAUUGACGCACCAUAUCCACCGGUGAUCCUGUUUUCCGGCCCGGCGGUAUCGUGGCCAGGCUGCUCGUCGCGUCAUUCAACCCGAACCCUUCUGUCCAUUUUCGUGGUACUAUAGAUUUUAUUUAUCGUAGAAGAUUCGCUUAACCGCCGAGACCUCUCUUUAAUCUUCCUCCUGGCCGGUUGAAUAGAGCCGUCAUGGCUCAGUCGACUGGUAAUCUUGUCGACCAGAUCGCCCAGCUCAACGCUGCCCGAACUCUCGUUCUGGGUGAUUCCGCAUUCUACCCACAGAUUGUGAAUGGUGUUCUUCCUAUAAUUGGUGCGCGAUCGCGAUUGGAAUUACGACGAUGGGGCGCAGAAUUCUUAGCGGAGACCUUCUCCAGCCCGGCGCUGGCUCCGGCUCAGAAGGAGCAGCUAGCUGCGACUGCAUUGCAGACACUACGAGAGACGUUGGAGUUGCCGGAAAAGGAUACUGUGACUUUGAAACAUAUAGUGGAAGCUGCGGCCAGUUUAUAUCCCCUGGUGUUUAGGCAUAUCAUCAACCACCCUGAAGACUCCACAGUUUGGGAGAAUAUGACCGCUAUUAAGGAUGAUAUACUCCGGAGAUGGGAUACGUCCCCAUUUUCGGUCAAAGUAUGCUGUAUCAAGUUUGUACAGCGGGUGGUUCAAGUCCAGACCCACGGUCUAACGGACCCUAGACGGCCGGAGCAAAAUGAAACGUCCUUGGCCAUUGUUCCUAGAAAUCAUUCCCUCCUCUCCCUACCAUAUCUAGAAGCCGAGGCGUCGGGCCUCUUGGAUAGAUUGCUAUCCGUCUUUCAGGAAGAUGCAAGCGACCCCCUCCUAGUGAAUGCGACGUUGAACAGCCUAGCGAUCCUGAUUCGAACCCGACAGUCCAUCGGUAACAAGAUUAUCAAUGCGAUUCUAAGCUUUGUUCCCGCAAGACAAGCACGCACCCCGGUGACGCCUGCGGUUCGUGUUGGCGUCAAGUCGAUGGAGCGUACAGCUAGGGCCUUGAUGAUCAAUAUAAUGAAGAGAAACCCCAGUCAUCCCCUCGCAAGCAAAAUGCAGCAGCAUAUAGAGCGCUUGAUGCAGUCGCGCAUAGAAACCGUUGACGAUAGCUCGAAAAAGCGUGGCCUGCCGAUCGAGCCAACGGAUGGUUUGGACAAUUCCAAGCGGGCAAAACUGGACGCCGAAUCUCCUCCACUGAUCAAGGUGUCGCCGCUUCCUCCGGGCCCUGUCAGUUAUUCGCAGCUCUAUACGUUAACCGACGACACUGGGCUUUCCUCCUUUGAUGUGAAGCAGCUACCGGUUGACCUUCUAGUCAAGAUUGUGGUUCCUGUUUUAGCUCGGGUAGACCAGUCUGUCCUGCAGCAGGCCGUUGAUGGUGUACGAAUGCGGUAUCAGACACUCCAGAAGCAACAAGCUGCGCAGCCUCCACCGGCAACAGGUGAAGAAGAAGACGAUGACUAUGAGCCCGAAUACCAACCUAUGGACGUUGCCGAACCGGCGGCAGAGCAGGAAGAUGCGCUGUCGGCUGAACCGGUCGAUCUUCAGCCCGAUCUAGUGUCACUCGGUCCGUUUGUGCUCCCGCAACCUCCCCCGCUAUCGGAAAACGAGGCGGCAGAGAUUGGCCGAAGCGCCGUGGGGCGAGUGUUUGACAUGCUGGCAUCGAGCGGUGUGGCACCAAAUACAGGAAAAGGAAAGGGCCAGCAACACCUAGGUUUCUCGAGGCUGGCUGGCAGCACCUUUGAUCGGGACGCCUGGGUAACGUUGCUCACCCGACUCGCGACGCGGGCGCCUGCUGGAUUAGAGGUAGACAACAAGAAGAACGAUCAAGACCCGUCGUCGAAGAGAUCGACAAUAUCUGAUUCUAUACGCGAAACAUUGUAUCGAUAUAUACUCGAAGAUUUCAGGGGCCGAGUAAAUGUUGGAAUCAUGUGGCUGAACGAGGAAUGGUACAAUGACCGAAUUCAAAUGAAAUUUACCGCGUCCCAACGAGCCGAGGAAGAUGAGGAAUCGUCGGUGCCAUUACACUACGACCAGUGGUCACUGCGGCUUCUGGACGGAUUUUUGCCAUAUUUGGAUUCUCGGGACACCAAGAUCUUUAUCCGGUUCCUCAGCGAGAUUCCAGAAGUAACUAUUCCCAUCACAAAACGGGUAGCCAGUCUCGCAAAAGACCCCGAGAGAGUGAAUCUCUGCAUCCAAUCCUUACUGUAUUUGAUUAUGUUCCGGCCCCCGGCGCGAGAAAUGUGUCUCAAUGCCGUAGAGGAUGUUUACCAGACAUACGAGGAAUCACGACCCGCCGCUGGUAAAGUUCUAGCCAGAUGGCGUCCGCAGAGCACAGCCGUACAGCAAGCACAGCCCGAACAACAAUCUACCUUGGUGAGCCGUACAGUUGAAUCAGAGAACAACACUCCCGUCGCAAACGGUGCUUAGGCACCAAAUCCCAGCCAACACACCCGCCCAGAAACCAUAGUCACAAACAUAAUCCAAACCGUCAAUACCUCGUCCCCCGGCAUCCCUACACCCAAAGGCCUGUCAAAUUACAAUUGAAAAUAAACCGAAGCGAGCGAGAAGUCUUGACCGUACUUUUAUUAGGAUUGAUAGAUGAUGUCACGUCUAGUUUGGGCAGAGAUCCAAUUCUGUUUCGCAUACACAGAUAGCAAUUAGUCAUCGCUUUACUAAAUGAUUGGGCAUACUUACAGCGGAAAUGCAAUGCACCUGCUAUGGUUCCAUCCAUGUACUGAAUAUCAAUCUAGUAUAGGUUGUCUGGUUCUGUGUUUUCUUUCGCCAUUUAGGACUACCAUUCAUCCCGAUAGAUUGCUUAUUUAACCGUGUGUCAUACCUUGGAUGCUAUAUGGAUAUCUAGCCAGGUUCUAUUAGAUUAUGUGGUAGUGUUGCAUAGUCAUGUUGAGAGUGUAU